Messenger RNA from Glycine soja, 2653 nucleotides. RefSeq names its product pentatricopeptide repeat-containing protein At4g04790, mitochondrial-like. The coding region runs from base 161 to 2428 and encodes 755 amino acids. Gene Ontology annotation, molecular function: protein binding. The transcript has 15 exons. Lineage: Eukaryota; Viridiplantae; Streptophyta; Magnoliopsida; Fabales; Fabaceae. The record is from RefSeq and is a predicted model, not a curated record.
CAAUACCCCUAUUUUGGUAGCUCCAUGAGAUAUGAGAUUCGUAUGAUGUCACAGAACAAAAAUUGAUGUGCUACAAGGCCACUGAAAUUGUCGCGUGGUUCCAUUUCCAUAGAAGAAGAAGCAAAAAAAAGAGCAUUGUAGCGUUUCAAGUUGAUCAUAAAUGCAAGUGCGUUACUCCUACGUUCGAAGACUAUGCUCUGUGCUCGGUUCACCUUCAGCCAAACGCGGCACUACCAAAACUCAAUCUUCUUCUUCUUCUUUAGCCAAGUUAUUCGUCGAUGACGAUUCCACGCUGUCAAGCCUCAAGCUUAAGCGACCCUCUGAUUCAGGUGAUUCGUCUAAUGGGGUGUUUAAGCAUAUUUCUUCUAUUUUCUAUGCUGAUAAGUCGGCCAAGAAACCUGAUUCUGAGGAAAUUGAUGGAGAAAAGAAGUUUGAAAACAUGUCAAAUCUAUCAUGGUUGUCAAGUGUAUUUCAAAGCAAUGUAUUACUACAAUGGAAAGAGCAAUCUCGUAAAAAGAAACAAAAAUGUGUGUUUGACUUCACUCAAGAAAGCCGUUUUCAGAAGUUAGUUGAAGUCUGCGCAAGGAUACUAGGACCAGAGGCUACCAUUGAGUUGUUUGGUAAAGUGGGACGAGAACCAGAUGUGAAAGGAUACAAUACAUUGGUAGAAAUGUGCAUAGAUAAAGCCAGGGGAACUGAUGACAAAGACAUUGCAAUACAAGAACUGGGGAAGGUUUUUAACCUUUUCAAAUCAAUGAGGGAACAAGGUUUAGAGUUACAAGAGCAAACAUAUCGCCCCCUUCUUUUGUAUCUGAUUGACAUGUGUAUGGUUGAGGAAUUUCAAUUUUUCUGUGUUGUUAUCGAAGAUGAGAAUCCCAGUUCAGUUGCAAGACUGGGUUACUAUGAAAUGUUGCUGUGGUUAAAAGAUAAUAACGAAGAAAAGAUUCAAGGUAUUUGUGACAAUAUUGCAGAGAAUAAAGGUGAAGAUACAUCUGAUAUACAAGAAAAUUAUUUAUUAGCUCUUUGUGAAAGUGAACGGAUGGAGGAGAUUUUGAAGCUACUGGAAAUCAUAGACAUAAAAAACCUUUCAUCUGCUGAAUCAGUAGCAAAGGUAUUUCAAGCAUUAGGAAGAUUACUAUUGGAACCUGUAGCGGAGAAGUUCCUUUUAGACUUCAAAACAAGUGAUCAUGAAGCAGAUAAUAUUACAGACUUCAUUGCUAGUUAUGCUGUUAGCAUUCCAGAUUUAUCAGUUAAGGAUGUCAUAAAAAAAUUCAAAGAUUUGCACCAAAGACUAGAAGUUUCACCAUCAUCCUCCUCAUACGAGAAGCUCAUUUUACAUAGCUGUGCAUUGCUCAAGGUACAUGUGGCGCUUGAUAUUGUCGAUGAAAUGUGUGAAGCAGGCUUGACUCUAUCAACCAAGGUGUUACACUCAAUAUUACAAAUUUGUGAUGAUACAUCUGAAUAUAAUUUGGUCCAUCGAAUCUUCUCAACCAUACAUCGCUACAAUUUGGAAUCAAAUGAUGAAACAUUCAGAUCUAUGAUAGACUUGUUCUUGAAGAUGAAAGAUAUUGAAGGUGCAUAUAAGAUGCUUGAUGAUUUGGGGAAAUUAAAUUUGAAGCCAUCACCGGGGAUGUACAAUGCUAUAUUGGAAGAAUGUUUUCGAGAGAAAAACAUCAGUGAUGGGGUGAGGGUUCUUGAGCACAUGCAAUGUGCUGAUGUAAAGCCUGAUUCACAGACUUUCAGCUACCUGAUUAGCAACUCUGAAACUGAAGAGGAUAUAGUGAAGUAUUAUGAAGAACUGAAGCAAUCCGGAAUCGUAGCUACAAAGCAAAUUUUCAUGGCACUUGUAAAUGCUUAUGCUGCUUGCGGACAGUUGGAGAAAGCAAAAAAGGUAAUCUUAGAUCCAUUGAUACCACCAAAGAGCUUGAACCAAAUCAAGGGUUUUCUUGUCUCAGUACUUGCAUCACAUGGGAAAUUGUCUGAGGCUCUAGUUAUUUAUGAGGAAAUCAAGCAAUCUGGACACAAGCUGGAGGCAAAAGAAGUUACGAGUCUCAUUGAGCACACUCAUUCCGAGGGAGAGUUGGAUAGGUUGCUUCUGCUACUUAAGGAAUUGGAUGAUACAGACUAUUGGAAUGAUGCUUGCUGCAGAAUCAUCUUGUAUUGCAUUUGGAAUAAGCAUUUAAGUUCUGCUGUUGAAUUGUGUAAUCUGCUCAAGGAUAAGUUCCAAAGUGACGAGCAAGUUAUGGAAUUUCUCUUUGAUAAGGUAUUUUCUCUGAUUGAAGAGUCAGAAGAGUCCAGUCAUUUGCACACUUGCUCCGAGUUGCUUUCGGAAAUCAAGGAUAAGCUUGGGCUUUUGCCUUCACACAAACGUCAUGAUUCUCUGCUAUGUGCUUGUGCUAAUGCCACUGAUUUGCAUGAUUCUGAAUGAGGGUCCUUAAUAAGAGGGCUUUGUAUAGUGCGUUUCAUCAAGUUUGCUCUACAACUUCCCCAGCCAACAAUUUUUUGAUGAAUCAUACUUACCAAAUUCCCAUAUAAUCAUUUCUGCUUCCACAACAAUUUCAGAUUUGCCCUAACAAUGUUGCUAACAAGGAAAAAUGCAAUAUGAUCUUUACUCUGAUUAUAAAUAUGGAUAAAUAUUAUUUUCGUCCUUGAA